This is a messenger RNA of Phaedon cochleariae (mustard beetle), 4014 nucleotides long. NCBI's taxonomy places the organism in Eukaryota, Metazoa, Arthropoda, Insecta, Coleoptera, Chrysomelidae. The record is from the annotation of a GenBank genome assembly.
AUGGAUAAGUCAGAAGAAAAUAUCUUGAAAGCACAGAUUUACCAUUAUUUCAAUGAGAAACUGUACACUCAUAUGCUAAACGCAGCAAAAGAAGGUGCAAAUAAGUUCAAAGGAGACGUUUCCCUGCAUCUUUACCAUUCUUUAGCUCUGAUUCUGAUAAAUCGUCUGGAAGAAAGUAUCCACGAUCUCGAAUCAAUCAGGAAUGAAAACGAUGUGAAAUUAGCUGUUACCAUAGCGCUCAUUUACACCCAUAAGAUGCUGGGAGUGGCUAAUAAGGAGCUAUACGUGAAACUAGAUGGGCAAAUGAAAGAGUACCGCAAAUCCUCAGAAGCUGUGGACUUUUAUCACUCUUCUUUCGUUCUUUUGUGCUUGGGAAAACCGGAAAAAGCUCUAGACUAUGCGGAGAAAGCUCUGUACAUGAAAGAGGCUUUCCCAGAGUGUCAGACCCUCAAAGGAUGGAUCUUGAUGCAGCUGAGCAACGGUAAGAAACCGUCUGAAAAUAUCAAAGAUUCAUUCCAAGCUGCUUUGCAACUACAACCGAGUAAUCUGUGGACUAUCAUUGGCCUAUCUCAGUGUUAUUUAUUCCAAAACGAUUUCGCUGAAUCUUUGAGCACGAUAAACAAAGCAGUCGUUAGAUUCAGCGGUACAGUGUUGCCGUUGGUUCAAAAAAUUCGUGUGCAUUUGUCUGCCUUUGAUUGGGACCAAGCCAUGGAGACCAUUCACAGAGUGUCUGCGAUAGAUCCAAACAAUUUAUUCGUGCAGAAAUUGUACAUAGUGAUUCUGUUGUGUCGAUCAGAAAGAGAUAGUGAGACUACAAAGGAGGUGAGACGAUUUUUUGAAAAUCUGGAAUCGAAGGAAUCUGGUAAUAUUCAGCUGAUGAUUGAAAGUGCCCAAUUGUUUAGCAAGAUUUGUGGCAGGAAAGUUGAAGUUUUAUCUGAGGUUUGUAAAACUUUGGAGUCGGCGGUGCAAAACAAUCCGGAAAGUUCUGGUCUUAUUGUGGAGAUUGGCAAUCAGUGCCUGCUAAGAGGAAAGCCAAAAGAAGCUGCGAGGUAUUUCAAAAACGCCACUAAAAUUGAUGAAACAUCCCUAGACGCUUUACUAGGAGUGUCACAAUGUGAAUUAGCAGAAAACGGAACCACACCUCAACUGCGCAACCAAAUCGACUUCCUGUUGGAAAUGAAAGGCGCUCAACAAUCCCCUCUUCUUCAAUACCUACAAGCCAAAGCUUCCACAGACUCAGAGGAGGCUCUGCAACUUCUGACAGCUAUAUGCCAGUCCAAACUGUCGCUGCUCAAAAACUACCCCUACUCUGAUCACUGCCUGUUGAACCUCGAUCCUGAUUUCCUGCUGGAAGUGAUCAAGGAAGCUCUGCAACACAUCUCUCUAGCGAAAACGUCUUGCAGAAGUGCGAUUGAGGUUAUUUUUGAGACGCUUAAUGUCAUAGUGAGAGGUUGUCCAGGGCUGUCGGAAGCCAUGUUUUUGUUGGCCAAGCUUCAGUACGUCAAAGGAGAUAGCACGAGUGCUUUGAACUGUUUGGAGGAGCUCUUGGGACGGGACCUGAACGCUCAGACUGAGGCUCAAUUGCUCUUGGCCCAGAUUCAGGUGCAGCAAGGGUUGUUCGACCGAGCUACUCAAAGUUUGGAGAUGUGUGUCAGCCAAAACUUCAAAGUGCGAGAAAACCCCAUCUACCAUUACAUAACCGGGUUGGUGGACAAAAACAGCUCAAAUUUUCCCGACGCUAUCAGAGCCUUGUCCACAGCGUUAAGUUUGGUGAACAUAAAAUCCGAGGUUAAAUCGAAAGAUGGCGCAGAAAACAGUGUCACUUUGGUGGAGAAGGCUUCCAUUUAUGUGGAGUUGAUUGACACUCUGAAUAUCGUCGGCCAGACUGACGAGGCCGUUAAAGUACUUGAAGAUGCGACUGAAGAGCUGAGAGGUACUCCCGAAGAAGCCAGAAUUCUACUGCUGAGUGCAGACCACUCUCUCAUCAGAAAUAACAUACAGGGUGCCAUUGAUCUUUUGAGCCGCAUAAAACCGACGGAUUCUUGUUACUUGGAAGCGAAAUCGAAGGAAGCGGAGAUUUUACUGAAAUACAGAAAAGACAAAUAUGCCUUCUUGCAAUAUUAUCAAGAUUUCGUCAAAGAAAAUCCUUCCUCGGAGUAUUAUGUGAUGCUUGGUGAUGCCUAUAUGAAAGUUUUGGAACCAGACGAAGCUCUUCAGUGUUACGAAAAGGCAUUGAAAGACAGCCCCAAAGACGCCUUCCUAACCUCAAAAAUGGGCAAAGCCCUAGUGGAAAGUCACUAUUUCUCUCGAGCGGUCACUUAUUACAAGGAAACCAUCGAUUUGACUAAUGACGUUGAACUGAAAUUGCAACUGGCCGAACUUUACAUGAAUCUUAAAGAUUACGAAAAGGGCGAGUUGAUUUUGCUGAACGAAAUGGAAGAGGAGAAACUGCACGAUUUGGAGGAUCUCACUUAUUUGAGAGGCAGAACGAGGCUGUUGAGCCUUUUGGCUCAGAUCCAAGAGAGGUCCGGUAAUGUGACGUACGCUAUGAGGAGCUUGAAGGACGCUUUGAGUACUCAGAACCGGAUCAAAAAAAGAGUUGAGCUAGAAAGUGGGUCAGCAGAAGAAGAGACACAAGUUUUGGUCGAUAUAUGUGUGAAGUUGGGUGAGAUGGCGAUAGUACUGAAAAAUAACGAACAAGCAAUCAGUUUUUACAAGGAAGGCCUACAAGUAUCGCCUGACAAUAAAACUAUCUUAGUAGCGUUGGCAAAAUUGUAUAUGCAAAUCAACUAUUUGGAAUUAUGUCAAAAAACAUGCUCCACUAUAUUGAAAAUCGAUCCGGAUAAUGAAAGUGCAUCUGUUAUGAUGGCAGAUAUAGCUUUCAGGAAGGUCGAUUUUGAUAUGGCGCAUUUCCAUUUCACUCAACUGGUAACCAAACAGCCCUCGAAUUGGCCAGCUCUCAUUCGUCUGAUUGAAAUCCUCCGAAGAACUGGCAACAUCGACGAUUGCCCCGAGUACCUCUCCUUGGCCGAAAAACACUGCGAAAACCCUGCCAAAGAAUUGAAGUUUCUCUAUUGCACCGCCCUGUAUCAGUGGUAUUCUGGCAAUCUGAACGGGGCACUGACGAAUUUCAAUGUUGCUAGACAGGAUGUUGAUUUGGGUCAGCAGGCGAUUUAUAAUAUGAUCGAGAUCUGUUUGAAUCCUGACGAUGAGAUGUCUGCUGACGAGUUUUUGGAUAGCGAGGAUAUCGAGUAUAAGGAUUCGAGGAGUAUGGCUCUUAAAACGGCCGACCGUCUUCUGCGUGAAGUGAAACAAAGAUUGGAUCUGAAUGGGGAGGAAAUCCUCAAAUACAGGCUGUUGACAGAUUUUCGCCUUUUGGCGACCAGGGAAAAGUUCAAUGUAGAACGCGCCUUGGACGAUUUCGUGGCUCUCACAUCAGAAAACGCCUACAAGGAUAACAUCGGCACGAUUUUGGGUAUCGCCACGGCCCACACUUUGCUCAAACAGGGCCAAAGGGCCAAAAACCAGCUGAAGAGGAUAGCAAAGUCAACUUGGACCUUCGAAGAUGCCGAAUACCUGGAAAGGGCUUGGAUACUGCUAGCCGACCACUACAUCCAAUCGUCCAAAUUCGACAUUGCUUCGGAACUGAUAAAUAAAGUAGUUUUGCACAAUAAAGCCUGCGUUAAAGCCUACGAGCUGUUAGGCUUUAUUGCGGAAAAAGAGCAACGGUAUAAAGAUGCCUCGAGUUCUUAUGAAAAAUGCUGGAAAUUGGGUGGGAAAGCGAAUCCUUCGGUUGGUUUCAAGUUGGCGUAUUGUUUGAUGAAAAGAAAAAAAUACCCGGAUGCUAUCAUGGCGGCUCAGGAAGUGUUGAAGUUGAGUCCUGGUUUUCCUAGAGAAAAGUGCUGGAAAUUGGGUGGAAAAGUGAAUCCUUCGGUUGGUUUCAAGUUGGCGUAUUGUCUGAUGAAAAGAAAAAAAUAUUCGGAUGCGAUUAAAAGGCGGCUCAGGAAGUGUUGA